GAGAUGCUGUCCAUGCUGGGAGACCAGAGCAGCAGCUACAACAAUGAAGAAUUUCCUGAUCUAACUAUGUUUCCCUCCUUUUCAGAAUAGAACUAUUGGGGAUGUGGGGGCUCAAGGUUCUACUGCUGCCCAUGGUGAGCCUUGCACUGUACCCUGAGGAGAUACUGGACACUCAGUGGGAGCUAUGGAAGAAGACCUACCAGAAGCAGUAUAAUGGCAAGGUGGAUGAACUCUCUCGGCGCUUAAUUUGGGAGAAGAACCUGAAGUAUAUUUCCAUCCAUAACCUAGAGGCCUCUCUUGGCGUCCACACGUAUGAGCUGUCCAUGAACCACUUGGGAGAUAUGACCAAUGAAGAAGUGGUUCAGAAGAUGACUGGGCUCAAAGUCCCUCCUGCUCAUUCCCACAGUAAUGACACCCUCUACAUCCCAGACUGGGAAGGCAGGGCUCCCGAUUCUGUUGACUACCGAAAGAAGGGCUAUGUUACUCCCGUCAAGAACCAGGGUCAGUGCGGUUCCUGCUGGGCUUUCAGCUCUGUGGGUGCCCUGGAGGGCCAGCUCAAGAAGAAAACAGGCAAACUCUUGAAUCUGAGUCCCCAGAACCUGGUGGACUGUGUGUCUGAGAAUGACGGCUGUGGAGGCGGCUACAUGACCAACGCCUUCCAGUACGUGCAGCAGAACCGGGGCAUCGACUCCGAGGACGCCUACCCGUACGUGGGCCAGGACGAAAGCUGUAUGUACAACCCAACAGGCAAGGCAGCUAAGUGCCGAGGAUACAGAGAGGUCCCCGUGGGCAACGAGAAGGCGCUGAAGAGAGCUGUGGCCCGCGUGGGACCCAUCUCUGUGGCCAUUGAUGCAAGCCUGACCUCCUUCCAGUUCUACAGCAAGGGUGUGUAUUACGAUGAAAGCUGCGACGGGGACAAUCUGAACCACGCAGUGCUGGCCGUAGGAUAUGGGAUCCAGAGGGGACACAAGCACUGGAUACUUAAAAACAGCUGGGGAGAAAACUGGGGAAACAAAGGCUAUGUUCUCUUGGCUCGAAAUAAGAACAACACCUGUGGCAUUGCCAACCUGGCCAGCUUCCCCAAGAUGUGACUGCAGCCAGCAGGCCUCCUCCUGCUCUUUCGAUCAUCUGUGAUGGCGCAGUGCCAUGAUGUGCCUUGGAAGGGAGCUGUAAGCCAUUCCUGAAACAGACGAGGCGAUACUGGGAUUGUCUGUUUCAUUUCUUCAUUCAGCGGUGCUUCAAGCGACGCCCCUACUACUUUCCUUCUCGCCACCAGAGGCCCUUUCCUUUGGGCCCACAUGCAGGAAUUCCCUGCCAGGUGUGGGUGCGUGGCUAAGAGAUGUGACCGCAGCCUUGCCUGGCUGUGCUGUCCGGGCACUGUGCUGGGGAAGCUGUCAGGUGCACGUGACUCCGGUGCAUCAGGACCAGUUAGCUGGAAGCAGGCGCCCUGGAAGACUAAGGCGACCUGACUUUGAAGUUUCUGAGCUCCCUUCCAUAUCCUCAAGGUAGAGAUUGCCGUGUUUUCCACUCCAGUUCACAAAUAUAUUCAUAAGUCUUUGGUACAAGGUCACAUGACAGAAGAAAUGUUUUCUUUUUUUCCUUCUUUGCAUUUUUGAAAUAAAGUAUUUAUCUCUUGGCUACAGUGUAAUAAACAGCAUUUAGUAUGCACUCAUUUUGUGUAGAUGGGGUGCUAGCUGUUGGGAGACAAACAAAUGAAUAACAAUAUUGCCUCUGCUUGAUAUAUUCAGUCUGCCUGGAAAGACUGCUGCAUAACCACCCCAGUGCAUUUAUGUGUUCCUCCCUCCAGCAGGAUUUAUGAAGUACUUACUCUACUCAUACUGAGCUUCUGGGAUGAAGGAGAUCUUGGUAUUUAGUGCUCUCUGUGGGUGGGUCACAUGAAGUGACAAGCUUACCCGAGUCUUGAAAAGUACUUUAAAUCUGUUCCUGAGGUUCUACAACCCAAACUUUUGCUGUCACUAAAAGAAGAAGUAUGAAUUCUUUACUAAUAGUUUUCAACAAGGAUUAAUUCUAGAAGUUUAAAUCUGCAUAACUUGCUUUACCUUUUUUCACAAACUGUUUAUCAAAGACCUGUUUUUUGUUAGUGGUGCUGUUUUGAUUUUUUUGUUUGUUUUGAGACAGGGUCUUGCUAUGUAGUUCAGGCUGGACUCCAACUCACAGUGUAGCCCAGGCUGACCUUGAACUCACAGUGAUCCUCCUGACUCAGCCUCCCUAGGGCUGGGAUUACAGGGAUGCACCAUCACACCAGCAAGGACCUGUUAUUACCACUAGAAAAGUCCCAUUUAUUGACUCUCUCAUGUCAGGAAUUCUUAUUUCUUGCUAUGCAAAAAAAGUUUUUGGUGGGCCGGGGAUUUAGCUCAGUGGUUCCGCCACCUGCCUCUCAAACUCAAGGUCCUGAGUUCGAUCCCCAGUAACAAAAAAAAGGUUUUGGUAAAUAUUUAUUAACAUGUAGUAAGGAAUAUAUUAAGUCUAAGAGUCUAAUCAUGGCCCUAAUUUCAAAAAUACUGGGGGCUGAUGAUUUAGCUCAGUGGUUCCGCCACCUGCCUCACAAGUACAAGGUCCCGAGUUCGAUCCCCGGUACCAAAAAAAAAAAAUACUGCCAGGCUUGGUCCCAACUACUUGGGAGACUGAGGCAGUGGGGUCUCUUGAGCCCAGGUUUUUCAGUUCAGUCUGGGCAACCUCAGCAAGACCUCAUCUCAAAAAGCAAAAAGUAUUAAGAGAAAAAAUAAUCAUUUGACAACUGUUUUGAAAAGCUAAGCAGUUUAAAAUGGGUUCUCUGGAUGUUUCUGAAAUGAAUAAUAAAAUUGUUUUAAAAAAC
Messenger RNA from Heterocephalus glaber (naked mole-rat), 2836 nucleotides. Lineage: Eukaryota; Metazoa; Chordata; Mammalia; Rodentia; Bathyergidae. The record is from RefSeq and is a predicted model, not a curated record.